This is a messenger RNA of Eubalaena glacialis (North Atlantic right whale), 365 nucleotides long. It is a transcript of the gene C1H2orf66, whose product is annotated as chromosome 1 C2orf66 homolog. Lineage: Eukaryota; Metazoa; Chordata; Mammalia; Artiodactyla; Balaenidae. The record is from RefSeq and is a predicted model, not a curated record. Bases 66 to 365 code for a protein of 99 amino acids. The transcript is spliced from 3 exons.
UCAACCCUACCAUUUUCUGCGGAUGGCAUUUAUUUAGCAAGGGGAUGCUAUAGCUUCCUUCCACAAUGCCCAAAGCACUCCCGCUGCUGGCUGUUGCCCUGGUGCUACUUGGGCUUGUGCAUGGAGCCAUGUUGAGAAACGAAGAAAAAUGGAAGCCCCUCAACAAUCCUAGAAACCGAGAUCUGUUUUUCGGAACCCUUCAGGCAUAUUUUAAAGGAAGAGGUCUUGAUCUUGGGAUGUUUUCAAAUAUUUCCUCCAUGAACGAGAAUCCCAGACCUCUCUCUUUCCAAUCAGAACUUAUUGCUUCUGCAUUUGCAGAUUAUGAAGAACAGAAAAACUCCUUCCCCAAUUACCUCAAAGUCUGA